GACGUUUUGUUAAUCACGUGGGCAUCAAUCCGCGCGUCAUUGUCGGUGCCAGAGCAAAGGAGGCAGACAUGUCUACUGAAGAAGUUGAAACUCCCGUCGCGGAAAAUGGCUCAUCUGAGCCCAAAUCAUCCUCUCCAAAGCCAGCAGUUAAAAAGGAGAAGUCGUCGGGUGACAGAGACAACCGUAGUCGAGGAGGCAGGGACAGGAGAGAUCGGGACCGUGACAGGCGCUACCAGCCUUAUGGUCGAGAAGGGCGCGGUGGUGGUGGCGGUGGAGGGAGAGGGUCGCGUGCGCACGGCCAGGACCCGGAGAGAACUGUCUACAUCAGUAACAUUCCAUAUGAGAUGAAAUGGCAGGACAUCAAGGACCUCUUCAGAGAUAAGGUCGGAGAGGUGACGUAUGUUGAGAUGUUCACAGACAUGGAUGGGAAGUCCAGGGGCUGCGGUAUUGUAGAGUUCAAAGACAAAGAUGUAGCAAAGAAGGCUGUGGACAACUUACACAAACAUCAGAUCAAUGGCAGAAACAUCAUUGUCAGAGAAGAUAGCAGUGGUGAACUGCAGCGCAGAGCUAGAAUCAAGAAUGAUCAGGGCAUGCCAGGGGGAGACAUUGGGGGUGGACCCAUGGGGGGUAUGGGUGGAGGAAUGGGCAACAUGGGAGGGGGUAUGGGCAACAUGGGAGGUGGAAUGGGCAACAUGGGAGGAGGCAUGGGCAACAUGGGAGGAGGCAUGGGUAACAUGGGGGGUGGAAUGGGCAACAUGGGCGGGGGAAUGGGCAACAUGGGUGGGGGGAUGGGUGGCAACUCCAAUGUCGACCCUGACCUGAUGAGGAGGCUUAACAACGGAGACAUCAGCAACGUUGUGUUUGUGGCCAAUCUUGACUACAAGGUCACUUGGAAGAAGUUGAAAGACAUCUUCAAGAUGGCAGGAAAUGUGCUGAGAGCGGAGAUCAAGACAGACAAUGAGGGCAAGAGCCGAGGCCAUGGAACCGUCACGUUCGAGUUCCCACUUGAAGCAGCACAGGCUAUCUCCAUGUUCAAUGGCCAGAAGUUAUUUGACAGAACUAUGGUUGUCAGACCGGACUCCAAAGCACCAGGCGACAUGGGUCGAGACCCUGGACCCAAACUGCCAAGUGGACUGAGUGGAAUCGGUGCUGGACUCGGUCCAGGUGGACAGCCACUCAAUGUGCACCAGAUGGGCAGUGGUGGUGGUGGUGGUGGAGGAAACAUGGGAGGAGGAAUGGGAAGUGGCGGCAUGGGUGGAGGAGGAAUGGGUGGAGGCAUGGGAGGCGGCCUCGGUGGAGGCAUGGGUGGAAAUAUGGGAGGUGGAAUGGGCAACAUGGGAGGCAUGUCUGACCUUGGUGGCAGCAUGGGUGGGAUGGGAGGCGGAAUGGGAAACAUGGGAAGAGAUGCCAGGUUGUCAGUGAGCACGUCUAGGGAGGAUAUAGGGAGAGGCACAGGUGGGCUAGGGAUGGGUGACCUUGGAGGUGGCAUGGGCAUGGGAGGAGGCAUGGGCAACAUGGGAGAUACCAUGGGCAGCAUGGGGGGAGGCAUGGGCAGUCCUAACAUGGGCAGCGGCAUGGGCGGAGGAUUCGGAGGCGGCAUGGGAGGAGGAAACAUGGGUGGAAUGGGCGGAGGCAUGGGCAACCCCAUGGGUGGUGGUAUGGGCGGAGGAGGUAUGGGAGGAGGCGGUGGCAUGAUGGGAGGAGGUAUGGACAAUAACAUGGGCAGAGGGAUGGGUGGCCGCAACAGGAGCUGCCAGAUCUUUGUCAGAAACCUCCCAUGGGCCUUCACCUGGCAGAUGCUGAAGGAGAAAUUCAAGAGCUGUGGCCGAGUGAUGUAUGCGGAGAUCAAGACUGAGAAUGGAAAAUCGAAGGGAUGUGGCACUGUCCGCUUUGAGACCCCUGAGGGUGCUCAAAGAGCUUGUGAUAUGAUGAACGGCAUCAAGCUGGACGGGCGUGAGAUCGACAUUCGCAUUGAUCGUUCUGUCUAGGUCGGCUGGCCUGGUUUCGUGCUGUGAGCAGGGUCUGUUAGUUUUCCUGUGCUUCCCCACCGUCCUCCAUUCCCUGCAUCUCUGGCUCCCUGCCAUUCAGCAGUUCCAAGUGUAGUUGUAUCUGUGGUGAUUGACAUGGCUCCAGGGUGUUGUAUUGGUAGAUACUGUCCAUUACAGCUGCAGAGAAUCCACGCAAUCUGACAACAUAUAUUCAUGACUUCUAAGGUGGUUGACUUCAUCGAUGGUCAAAGCAUCACAGAGUUAUGAUCGCUCAGUAUGAAACAUUGGGCUAGUGAAUAUCUUACAAAAGUAAAGUGGUUGAAGUUUAAGUCCUCAGCCAAAGUCUUUUCUGGAUAAGGUUACAAAUAGUCAUCCACUGAUUUUCCAUGUUUUCAAGUUACCGCUGGAUGGACCUUGUACAUAGUGGAUCACACAGCACAGAAUUUUGUUAUUUUAUUUUCUGCUUUAUCUACUGUUUUAUCCAAUUGUUUUUGUAAAAAUAAGUGCCAUUCCUUGAAAUGCUGUUCUGUAGGGUUUGUUCCGUCAGAGAUUUUGGAGAACAUACGCAGCAAAUCUUCAGUCAUCAUUUGAAUCCAAUAUCCCAAGGAGUAACUGUCUCUUCCAUGGCACCAGUAUUGUAGCCCAAAUCAUUGGGCCUCUUGAAAAUAUUUUCUGUACUGUAUAGUGUAGGCCAUUUUACUGUUUCUUUUUACUAUCAGUAGAACCAAAGUGUUAGUUCCUUAGAGUGGCACAGCAGUUUGAUGUGGUCAAGAGACGAUCUUGGAUGCAACUGUGUUACUUAGUUUUCAUCAUUGCAUAGUCUUCUGUAUGAAGGGUUAUACCCUUGUUGCUAGUUGUUAAGAAACAAGUGUAUUUUGUUCUUGGAACAGUAUUAGUCUCUACCAUCACCAUCAGAUCCUGUCUAAAAGACAAGUCAUUGUGGAUGAAACUCUGUCAAAUGUGUGUGGGUUGGAUGAAAGAGGUUUGCAUCAAGAAGGCCAAAGGACAAAAUAAAGGUUGGCUUGUCAGA
Branchiostoma floridae (Florida lancelet) is the source of this 3018-nucleotide messenger RNA. Its product is annotated as myelin expression factor 2-like. Gene Ontology annotation, molecular function: mRNA binding. Bases 69 to 1988 code for a protein of 639 amino acids. The record is from RefSeq and is a predicted model, not a curated record. Gene Ontology annotation, cellular component: cytoplasm; nucleus. The transcript has 19 exons. Lineage: Eukaryota; Metazoa; Chordata; Leptocardii; Amphioxiformes; Branchiostomatidae.